Messenger RNA from Funneliformis geosporum, 1635 nucleotides. NCBI's taxonomy places the organism in Eukaryota, Fungi, Glomeromycota, Glomeromycetes, Glomerales, Glomeraceae. The record is from the annotation of a GenBank genome assembly.
AUGGACAGGGAUAAUUUUUCUGGAUAUAUGAGUGCUGAGGUAUCCGAAAGCAGCAUAGAGUUUAAAAAUGGUUCUCUCCAUGUUUAUCCGGAGGAUUUAAGCAAAAUUCCUCCACCGCUUUUAGAAAAGUUUGGAGUCGAAACUUCUCCUUCACGAUAUAAAAAAGAUUUUCCUGGUGGUUCUCUUUCCGAUAAAGAAAAAAUAAACCAGUUGGAAAAAUUGUUGGAAAUUGCUAAAAAAAAUGAUAAUAAAGCGGAAAUAAACAAUUUAGAACAAGAAUUACAAGCUCUCAAAUCCCAAACAAAAGGAAAUUCCAGCAGUGAAAAAUUACCUAACUCAGAAUCAAAUAAGGGAAAUAAAAGGAAUGUUUUUCCAAGCAAUUUGAAGGAAGAAAUUACGGUGUUAAAAGGUAAGUUAAAAAUUUUGGUAAAUAAAUUGGUAGACCGCUAUGCUCCGCCUCAAAUCAAAAAUUCUCCGGAAAUUCGCCAGUUUAUUAAUUCCUCCAUGAACUUGAUAGAUACUAUUGCUGAUGAAAAAAUAGGCAAGGAAACUAUUAAUAUUUUAGCAAAAAUAUUUAAACAAGCCGCCCAAAAUGAGCAAGUAAUCGAAGGAAGUGGGUUAGCGGUACUCCAAAAAACCGGAACCGAAACUGAGGUAAAAAAUCUAAUUAACGAUUUUGCUCAACACCUUAAUAAGUUAACCGAAGCAGGAGGAAAAAACAACCUUUCUAAUGAAAGAGAAGCGAGCAUUAUUGAAAGGCUAACCCAAAACAAUUCUAACCCUCAGCCCAGUCAAGAUGACACAGCAGAUUUAUUAAAAAUGCUUGAAGAGGUGAUGCUUGAUACCCAAAUUAAACCUAAAUGUGCCAUUGAGUUGAAAAAUAAACCGAGUGAAAAGGCAAAAAAAAGGCAGGAAAUAUUUAGUUUAGUGGUGGUAAUUGGUAAUUUGCUAAGCAUGGUAUUCUUUACUACUUAUCUCCCCAAACAGUUAAGUGACAAGGCUCUGGCUCGUGAAGGCUUUGAUUUUGAGCAAACCAAAAAAUGGAUUAAUUUAGGAUUUAAUCCCAAUGAUUAUGAAUUAGUGUCUUUUGUUAAAAAUAAACUAGAUUAUAGUGCGGAAGAUAUACCGAUUGCUAACCAUAAUAUAAAAACAUUUAGAGAAAUUUAUCAAAAAAGUUUGGAACAAAAGCAACAAGAACAGUUCGAAGAUUUACAACUGCAAGAAGCAAUAAAUCAAUCUUUACUUAGUCCGAAUUUUCUGGUUCAGGAAACUAACGAAGCAAGGGAAUUACAAAAGGCUCUGGCACUUUCCCGAGAGGAAGAAAAUGAAAUCGACACGGGCUGGUUAACGGAUGAUAAUAUUGCCUACAUUUUGGAAAGGGAUGAAAUAAUUAAGUCGGCUAAAAAUAUUCAAGUGAAAACUGAUACUGCUAACCUUUAUUUACAAGUGGAAAAAGCCAAAAAAAAUGAGGCAAUUGAUAAUGAUAUUUCCGCCGCAACCGAAGAAAUAAAAGAAAUCAGUAAUUUUUUGAAGCAAGUUGGAAAAAAGUAUGGCAGCAACGGCAAUUCCAUCAUUAAUGAAAAUGCUUUAUCUGAAAUGGUAUUUAGAGAAAAUCCUCGCCAACCAAAUACAUGA